Vigna umbellata (rice bean) is the source of this 1943-nucleotide messenger RNA. Its product is annotated as cytochrome P450 CYP82D47-like. NCBI's taxonomy places the organism in Eukaryota, Viridiplantae, Streptophyta, Magnoliopsida, Fabales, Fabaceae. The record is from RefSeq and is a predicted model, not a curated record. Gene Ontology annotation, molecular function: monooxygenase activity; iron ion binding; heme binding.
AAAAGGAGAUACAUAUAUGGGUUGUGUAAAGAAGCAUCCUCGUCCACAGGUGUCGUUAUCAAGAUGUUAUUUCCAGUUUUCGUGCUCAUCUGUUUUUAUCAGAAUCAAUCGGAUCAAGAAGAACAUCUCCCCAACUAUAAGAGAAUUGAAGCACUCAACCAAAUGAUUUUGAAAGUGAAGUGGACACCAUAGUCCCAUAAUCAGACAUCAACCAAAAAAUUGUUAACAUGUACCACGAAAACCCUCUCUCCAACUACACAGUUCCACUUACAAUCUGCCUGUUGUUAUUUCUCUUUAUUCUUUUGUCCAUUUCCAGAAAGCUCAAAAACCACAGUGCUGCAACAAGAAAAGCACCGCCAGAAGCAAGUGGCGCAUGGCCUUUAAUUGGUCACCUCCACCUCUUAGGGGGGUCCAAACCGCCACACGUUACGUUGGGCCACAUGGCGGACAAAUACGGCCCCAUCUUCUCCUUACGCCUGGGAGCUCACAAAACGCUGGUUGUGAGCGAUUGGGAAAUGGCCAAAGAGUGCUUUACCGUCAACGACAGAACGUUCGCUAACCGUCCAAAAUCCAUGACCUUUGAAGUGUUGGGCUACAACUCCUCCAUGAUUGGGUUCAUCCCCUACGGAUCUUACUGGCGCCAGAUGCGCAAAAUCGCCACGCUUGAGCUCCUCUCUUCUCACCGCAUAGACACGCUGAAGCAUGUGAUGAAAGCCGAAGUGAAAGCAGCGAUGAGAGAGAGUUAUAAUUUGUGGUUGAAGAAGAAAAACGGCUUUUCCGAAAUGAAGAGGUGGUUUGGAAACAUAGCGUUGAACAUUAUGUUCCAAACGGUGGUAGGAAAACGUUUUGUAAGUAACGGCGGCGUGAACGAAGAGAACGAACGACUCCGAAAGGUAUUCAGGGAUUUCUUUGAUCUGGGCGGUUCAUUCGCUGUGUCUGACUGUAUGCCCUAUUUGAGAUGGUUAGAUUUGGAUGGUAUAGAGAAGAAAAUGAAGAGAACGGCGAAAGAGAUAGAUGGGUUUGCUCAGAUUUGGCUUGAAGAACACAAACGCAACCGGGAUUGUAGUUCAGGUGAACGGAAACAUAGCCAUGACCUGAUGGACGUGCUUCUUGGACUUGUUGAAAAGGGUGAAGAGUUUGAUGGUCAUGACUCUGACACCUCAAUCAAAGCUCUGUGCAUGACUUUAAUUAUGGCUGGUUCAGAUAGCACAGCAGGAACAUUGGCAUGGGCUCUGUCUUUACUUCUCAAUAAUCGUGAAAUUCUAAAAAAGGCCACUGACGAAUUAGAUGCAGAAAUUGGGAGUAAAAGGAUGGUAGAUGUUUCAGAUUUGAAGAAACUAAAGUAUCUUGAAUCUAUUAUCAAGGAAACACUACGUUUAUACCCAGCUGGACCACUUAGUCUGGUACACGAGUCCAUGGAAAAUUGCACAGUGGGUGGAUAUGAUGUAGCAUCCGGCACACGUCUUUUGACUAAUCUUUCAAAACUUCAGAGAGAUCCAUCUUUAUAUCCAAAUCCCCUUGAAUUUUGUCCAGAAAGAUUCUUAACAACACACAAGGAAGUGGACGUGAAGGGUCAACAUUUUGAGCUGAUUCCAUUCGGUGCAGGUAGAAGAAUGUGUCCUGGGAUAUCUUUCAGUCUCCAAGCGACGCAACUCACACUUGCUACCUUAUUGCAUGGGUUUGAUAUUGUAACUAUUGAUGGAGGACCUGUUGAUAUGGCUGAACAGAUUGGCUUUACCAGCAUUAGAGCUUCUCCCCUCCAAGUCAUUCUUUCUCCGCGUCUUACUUCUCAUAUUUAUGAUCAAAUCUAAACGCUAAAUGAUGUUGGAGAGUGGUAGAAUAUAAUAUGCAUGUAAGAAUAAUAAGCUUUACAAGCACAUCAUGCUAGUAAAAGUGUGAAAAGGGUUAAUUUUAGUCGUACAGAGCAUGUUGUACAAACUUAA